AUGUCAUCCGAGAGCCAACUGAGUGUUCUUCACAAAUUCAAGGGAAUCCUCUUUUCUACUAUGUCUUCAGAAGAACUUCUAAAUUCCUUGGAUUCUUUUGAGGCAAGAGAAGAUGACGUGUUUCUGGUUUCCUAUCCAAAAUCUGGCACUCACUGGAUUGCAAAAGUCAUUGAGAACAUUCCCAAUGCUAGAAUUACCCUAACACCUCCUAUUGAAUUGGGAGACAUUUCUAAAUUUGAAGAGCUAAAAAUGUACUGUGAGAGGAGAGUUAUUCCAACGCAUUUGAGCUAUGACAUGCUACCAAUGAAUAUUAAACAGAAACAAUGCAAAAUUAUCUACAUCAUUAGGAAUCCAAAAGAUACAGCUGUUUCACUCUUCCACUACUACAGAGAUAACCCUAAUCUCCCUGGCAUUGAAAACUGGCAAGAAUUUUUUGAGCUGUUCCUAAAAGGAGAUGUUGUAUAUGGAUCCUGGUUUGACCACGUUUUAAGCUGGGAAGCACGCAAAACUGCAAAGAACAUUCUAAUUAUAUCCUACGAAGAAAUGAAGAAAGAUCCUUCUAAAAACAUAAAGAAAAUAACUACUUUCCUUGGUAUAAGCAUGAGCGACAGCGAAAUUAAUCAGAUUGCUCGGAAAACAUCAUUCAUUGAAAUGAAAAAUAAUACAGCCAAAGAAAACUGUGAUCCAAAUCAUACCAUCUGUGCCCUCACAUCUAAUAGGAACCUGGUAUUUAGGAAAGGUGCAGUGGGUGACUGGAUAAACUACUUUACUUCAAAGCAGAAGAGAGUAUUCGAUGAACUAUUCACAGAGAAAAUGAAACAUAGCGAACUAGCAAAACACUUUGGAGAUUACUCUUAA
Messenger RNA from Hippopotamus amphibius kiboko, 858 nucleotides. RefSeq names its product sulfotransferase 6B1-like. Gene Ontology annotation, biological process: sulfation. Gene Ontology annotation, molecular function: sulfotransferase activity. Lineage: Eukaryota; Metazoa; Chordata; Mammalia; Artiodactyla; Hippopotamidae. Gene Ontology annotation, cellular component: cytoplasm. The transcript has 6 exons. The record is from RefSeq and is a predicted model, not a curated record. Bases 1 to 858 code for a protein of 285 amino acids.